Molecule: messenger RNA, 9385 nt
Organism: Ctenopharyngodon idella (grass carp)
Lineage: Eukaryota; Metazoa; Chordata; Actinopteri; Cypriniformes; Xenocyprididae
Gene: aknad1
Exons: 16
Coding region: 180-2270 (696 amino acids)
Source: RefSeq, a predicted model, not a curated record
UGUAAACAAAUAAAAGAUGCAUUUGUGUCCUGUGUCCUCACACCUCGAGUACAUGUUCAGCAGGUCCAAGUGAGAAGCAGUUUAGUCUUCACAACUCUCUACCUGUGCAGACUGAAUCACAGAGUCCAACAGAUGGAGAGAGACUGACCUCUGAGCUCAGAGACAUCAUCAGAUCAUUUAUGCAGAAGGUGGAUGAAUUCAACACAUGUGUCACCACCAUGUCAAUGAAUGUGGAGGAGCAACAGAUGAUGCUGAAGAGCAUGAUGGAGGCCCAGGAUCAGCUGGAGAGAAAUUACCUCACAAAGAGGGAGGAGCAUCGUGCACUGGAAAUGCAGAAUUACAGGGGUCUAACCAGAAACACAGGAGAGUUUGACCCUGACAGGGAGGUCGAGGGGCAGAUUUUCAGGAUAGGCAUGCACCUGGAGGACAUAAAAGAGCAGAUCGACAGAAAUGUCUGCCAUGUUUUCUAUCCUCCUUCGUCAUCCUCCACUCCCUCUCCUCCACCUUGUGAAAAUAUCCCCCUCUCAUCAUCCCAUCCAUCACUGCAUGAGGAGUCGGUCUUCAGCAUCUCCUCUGUCAGACACAACAUGGAGGACAAUGAAGAUCACAGAGCUGAUGAGCCUCUUCCAAGCAGCACAGAAAACAGCUUCUAUCUACAGUAUUCCACCUUCUCCACUGAAACGCCUGGCACUGCCAAUGAGGAAGAGGAGGACAGACUGACAACAAGAGAGGAAGACCACAUCCUGGCACAACUGUCCACCUCAACUUCAUUAAAGCAGCUGACACACGAUAGGUACGAAGAGAAGAUCAGACCCAGUGAAGCCUCCUUCUCUUCUGUAGAAGUGUCUGCUGGGAACUCUCCUCAGCCAACCACAGACAAAACACAGAGUUUAUUAGGUCCAGAAACUGACAGCGGCUUUGGCAGUUUUGACCUGAGCCGUCCAAACACAGGACUGUCCCAAACCUCUCCUAGUGCUGUGAGUUCUGGUCUCCUUGAUGAUGUCAUUAGCAUGGCGAGUAUGAGCGGUUCGGAUAGUGGAGCCUCCCACUCCAAUGUACGAACAGCUAUAUCAAUGGCACCAAGGCCUGUGCAGCCCACAGUGAACCACCUGGAAUAUGAACAGCUGGUUCCACCAGGCAUGAGAGCAAGAAGCAUUACCCAGAAUGCACCUGUUAGAGCUCCAAAAGAGAAUGUCACCUUAGUAGGUGGCGCCACUCCCAUGCAUAACCAGGUGACUGAAGGAAGAGAAGACGUUCAGCUGGGAAAGAGUCAUUCUGCAAGUGAGACACACUCAGCAUCACACUGUUCAUGCCAUAAUAGUGAGGUUAUCCUCGCUCUGCAGUAUGAGGUGUCUCGCCUCAAGAGGGUGCUAGAGGACAGCCUUGGUCACUUGCCUCAUGUGAGCAAGAGGACUGAUUAUCUGAAUGACAGGUGUCCACUGGAGAGGAAGCACAAGGGACAGACCCGUGGCCAGAACAGAGCUGCAUCCAGCAGACGUGCAAAGACAGACUCAGACCCUCAGAAGAUUGAGGACUGGAUCUCUUCUGAUAUGGAGCUCAGCAAGAGCAAAGUUACAGACGGUGAAGAUUCAGAUCACACUAUGAGUUUUCAGAGAAACUUCAGUCCAUCUUACAGACAAACACGCACCUGCUCUGGUGCUCUCGUUGAGAAGAGGUCACAUGACUCCAAAACCUCAUCCAGGGCCUCAGCGGAGAGCUUUCCUGUGGACACAUCUCAGUUCAGCCAGUCUGGAAGCCAUCGGAGAAGAGCCAGCACUGGGCCAACGAUCCACAGCAUCAACACUGAGCCAACCAACAAAAGUGCCAGCUACAGACCUGCAAUGGGAAACUUGGGGAAUUUCUUCUUAAGUAGCACACAUCCUGCCCCUUCUAUUCCUGCUCAUCCAUCCUAUAAGCCUCUGCUGCAGGUCAACUAUGGCUCCUCCUGUAGUCUGCCUGCUGGAUUCAAAGUGCGAGAUCAAGUAUCUGAACCAGUGUCCAGUAGGAAGCGCUCUACUCAAUCUGACUCGGCACUGCUUCCCAGUAAUGUCUUCUUUCAACGGACCUCGCCACGGACCAGUGGAAGACGACACCACACAAGCAGAGAGGAAUCAAUACAUAGGACUCUGGACAAGGCCUUGCAGGCAGCUUUUCUAAUGAAGCAGACCACGGACAGGAUGGCGGACGCUCUCUCUGCUGACCUGGCCAAGGCUCAGCUCCAGAGGAAGUUACAGGGCCUACAUCCUCUCGGCAGCCGAGCGGGCAGUUAGCUGUGCUGUAAUUCACUCUUUAGACAACAACAAUGACAUUAAAAAACAUUAAAACGAUGAUUCCUUUCAUACAUGUCCUUUUACACAUCGGUUUAAUAAUGUCUGGGGGUUUUGCAUUAUCAUCAAAUAAAAAAAUAGCUGACCUGAAAGUUUGUAUUUUUCUAUUUCCAAUGAUCAAUAGGGGGCAGAAUAGAACCUCUUAAUGUAACAAUACAACCCAAUACUAUCAAUGUAAGUGUGAUGCAACUAUAACAGCACAAUACCAUAAUGCCUGUCUCCAGUAUAACAUAUCAUAAAACGCCUAAAGAUUUUCCUCCCUGACUUCCGUCAACACAUACCAUCACGUCAUUAAGGAGAAGGUAAGUUUUAUUGAAACUAGGGCUUUUUAGUGUUAAAUUCCCAUAAAUGUCCCUCAGUUUCGAAGGACUAUCACUUUUUUAGCCAUAUCACCCACUGGCAAUCACAAGACCGAUAAACGACACCGGUCGAGUUUCUGCCAGUGUGUGUGGUAAGCCUCUGGUCAUUGCUGUUGUUCGUGUAAAGCAGCUUAUGCCCUUUUAUUGGUGUAGAAUAAACGCUCUGUUGGACACAAACAAACAUCUGUCACUGUGUAAUUUAGAACCAGAGUGUAACGUAAUGUCUGAAAGGAUGAAACUUGGGGAGACUGGGGUGCCAUUAUAUUAGCAUAUUUUAUUUUUAUUUUUUUUGUCACCAACUUGAAGUAACAGUACUACUAAUAUACGAAAUUUACAUUGAUAAACACUAGAUAAUAUAUUUGAUUUUAAUGAAACAAGUUAGUGUUACAACUGUAACACCUUAAUCAUAUUAAUUAACUAUAUGAAAUCUCACAGGAUAGUUUUCACAAUUAAAUGGCACAAAUUCUUUAUAAAGAAUACAUAUCUUUCCAUUUAAGGAACAAAUGAGUUUGGGAAAAGUUUGGUACGAUUUUUCUAAAAUGUUUUUGAAAGAAGUCUCUUAUGCUCACCAAGGCUACAUUAUUUAAUCAAAAAUUCAGUAAAAACAGUAAUAUUGCCAAAUAUUAUUACAAUUUAAAAUAACUUUUAUUUUAUAUAUUAUAAAAACACACAAACAUGUCUGGACUAAUUUUCACCUGAGGAUACAGUAGAAAUUUGUUACAUUAAUCUGUCUGUGUAACCUGAUGUAAAACGUUUCCGCAGGGUGACUCUCACUAUGACAGCUAAAGCGACUGAGGAAAUCUAUGACAUAGUGGUGGAAAAGAUGUGUAAACUAAUCUUCCAGUCCCAGCAGUAGAAGAAAGCUGAAUGAAACUUUUGAAUGGUCUUAAUAGCACUCUAGCCCUUAAAAAUACAGAAGUAAAACAGUGUAAUUUGUGUCCUAUUUGAGUCCCUAUGAUUUAACUCUGAAUUAAAAGAAUAAAAUCAAAUGCUUAUUAAAAUCAUGAAUUUCUUUGUAGUAUGUUUUUUGAGAGAAUACAGAAUGUACCUUUUUCCAUUCCAUUGUGCUGUUACGUUUCCCCCUUUAAAAAUAAUGCUUCGAUCUUCAAGAUAUCAGUAUUUCCGUAAUUAAUCAUUAAAAUCAUUAGUCAUUAAAAUAAUUAAAGAAAAAAUAUUGACUGUGAAUAAUGUGAAAGAAAUGGAUCUAUAUCUAUAGAUCUAUCUAUAGAGAGAGAGAUGGAGAGAGAGAGACGUAUUAUAUAUAAUCAGUUCUCGUAAUCAACAUGUUGGACGCAGAAGAAAUGGGCAGGAAUAAAGACCUGAGUGACAUUGACAAAGGUCAAAUUGUUAUGGCAAGGCAACUGGGUCAGAGUAUCUCUGAAAUGGCAAGGCUUGUGGUUUGCUCCCGGUCAGCAGUGGUGAGAAUUUACCAACAGUGGUCCGAGGAAGGACAAACCACAAACCAGCGACAGGGUGUUAGGCACCCAAGGCUUAUUGGUGCACGAGGGCAACUAAGGCUAUCCCUUCUGGUCCAAGCCAACAGAAGGUCUACUGUGGCAAAUGUCACACAAAAUUUUAAUGAUGGUUAUGGGAGGAAUAUGUCACAACACACAGUGCAUCGCACCCUGUUGCAUAUGGGGCUGUGUAGCUGCAGACCAAUCAGAGUGCCUAUGAUGACCCCUGUCCAACAUCGAAAGCGCCAACAAUGGGCACGUGGGCAUCAGAACUGGACCUUGGAGCAGUGGAGGAAGGUUGCCUGGUCUGAUGAGUCCCAUUUUCUUUUACAUCAGGUGGAUGGAUGUGUACUUGUGUGCUGUUUACUUAGGGAAGUGAUGGUACCAGGAUGUACUGUGGGACGACAAGGUGGUGGAGGGAGUGUGAUGCUCUGGGCAAUGUUCUCCUGGGAAACCUUGUGCCUGGCCAUUCAUGUGGAUGCAAAUUUGACGUGUACCACCUACCUUAACAUUGUUGCAGACCAGGUACAUCCCUUUUAGGGACAGUCAUGGCCUAAUGAAAGUCAGACUGGUAACUUGAAGGUUGCAGGUUCAAUUAUCAUUACCGACAGGAAAUGACUGAGGUGCCCUUACCUAGGAAGUAGAAGAUGGAAGUGGCCUCUUUCAGCAGGAUAAUGUGCCCUGCCACACUGCACACAUUGUUCAGGGAUGGUUUGAGGAACAUGAUGAAGAGUUCAAGGUGUUGCCCUGGCCUCCAAAUUCCCCAGAUCUCAAUCCAUUUGAGCAUCUGUGGGAUGUGCUGGACCAACAAGUUCAAUCCACUGUGGCUCCACCUCACAACCUACAGGACUUGAAGGAUCUGCUGCUAACAUCUUGGUGCCAGAAACCACAGGACACCUUCCGAGGUCUUAUAGAGUCCAUGCCUCGAGGGUUGGCGCCUGUUUCGACAGCACUUUAGAUUAGGGUCCAGUUUUCACUCUUAACUAACUAUUGACUAUGACUUUUGCCUCAAUAAACUCCUAAUUACUGCUUAUUCAUAGUUAGUAAGGUAAUUAGGUUAAGUUUAGGUAUUGGGUAGGAUUAAGGGAUGUAGAAUAUGGUCAUGCAGAAUAAGGCAUUAAUAUGUGCUUUAAAAGUACUAAUAAACAGCCAAUAUCCUAGUAAUAUGCAUGCUAAUAAGCAACUAGUUAAUAGUGAGAACUGGACCCUAAAAUAAAGUAUUACCAUACAGUACCUAUAGAAAGUCAUCAUACCCUCUGGAAAAUCUUUACCUUUUGUCACAUUUUUUAGCUGUAUGUACACAUUAUAACUCUCAUCAUCAAAGUGAAAAUAACAUUGUAAAACAUUCUGGAGGAUUGGUAAAGUGAUCAGCCCCUUAGGAUAUACCAUUAUAAACUUGCUCAGGCACAACCAAUCAACUUCCAGAUCAAACACCAGGCUAAUUGCCCCACCUGACAUCAAUUGCAGUGGUUUUGAUUACUUCAGAAUAAAACCAGCUGUUUCUUGAAGAUUCCACUGUUAGUAGUGCAUGGUAGGGUUUGGUGAUGUCUACCAAAUUGGCAUCAAACUAUGUCUACAGUGAAACAUUGCGAUGGACGAUGCCGGCUCAACAUCGUGAUGUCUGUCAGCCAUCAGUGAUGGAACAUGGCAUCGUCUAUCGGCCCAACCCCAGUGCAUGGUACUGCAAAGAAUUUACCAUGGUUGGGAAAGUGCUUUCAAAAGGCCUGUGGGAUAAAGUUGUAGAAAGGCACAAGUUAGGAGAAGGCUACAAAAACAUUUUGAAGGCUUUAGCUAUCCCUCUGAGUAAUGUUCAGAGCAUCAUUAAGUGGAAAGCGUAUGGCACAACUAGCACAUUGCUAGAUCUGGCCGUCUAUCCAAACUGGAUGACAGAGCCAGGAGGACAUUAAUCAGAGAAGAUACCAAGAGGCCAAAGGCAACUUUGAAGGACUUACAGAGCUUUGUGGCUUGGACUGGGCGGUCUGUGCAUGUGACAACUAUCUCACAAGCUUUACACAAAGCUGGCCUGUAUGGCAGGGUAGCAAUAAAGAAACCUUUCCUGAAAAAGUGCCACACUCAGUCUUGUUUGCGCUAUGCAAAAACACACCUGGAAAACUGAUGCCAUCUGGCAAAAGUUGCCAUUGUCUGAUGAGACCAAAACUGACCUUUUUUGACUGAACUCCAAGCACUAGGUUUGGCAAAAAGCAAACACAGCACACCACCCAAAACACACCAUACCUACUGUGAAGCAUGGUGGUGGCAGCAUUAUGUUGUGGGGGUGUUUCUCUUCAGCAGGGACUGGGCGAUUGGUCAGGAUUGAAGGGAAAAUGGAUGCUGCAAGUACAUCCAAAUUCUUCAGGAAAACCUGUGUAGACAGCUGACGAUAGGCAGGUUAUUCAACUUCCAACAUGACAAUGAUCCUAAACAGACCCCCAAAAGAACAACGCAAUGGCUUAAGAAUAGGAAGGUGAAUGUCCUUGAAUGGCCAAGUCAGAGCCCUUACUUAAAGCUGCUGUCCGUAAAUUUUUUGGGUUAAAAAUAACCAAAAUCAAUUUUUGAGCAAGUACAUAACUAGUUAAUGUUCAAAACUAUCUCCUUACCUUAGCCCAAUUCACAACGGCAAGCUUGUAAUAAUGUUUUCUAAUUCAAAUGGUACUGGUGGGUUUCCGCUGGAAAUUCGAGCAUGCAGCCGUUCGUCUUUAUGUCAUUAUUACGGGUUGGGUAUCGAGAACCGGUUCCAUUUUAGAACCGGUUCCAAUUUCCAAAGAACCGGUUCCAAUUUUCAAAGAACCGGUUCCAAUUUUCAAAGAACCGGGUAUUUGAUACGAUGUGCGCAUUUCGAUUCUGUUUAUCGAUUCCUGACAUUUGUCAUUCUCGCACAGUGAACAGCAGUUGUAUCUAUCUGCUAGGACCUGCAACAAGGACCUUAUCUCAUCACGCACAUACGCAGUUCAUUACAAUCAGCACUGACUUGUGCUUCAACACGGCAUUAAUCUGAAGGAAUGCACCGUGUUUGGGGCCGUUCACAUGUCGCGUCUAAAAACGCGUGGAAAGCGCGGCUGCCCCACUUUCUCCUCCUUUCCAAAGCGUUUUCGCUCCCGUGGCGUCUGUCGUUGCUAUGUAACCAUGAACUGCGCUCUGCAAGAUGACGAGGAAGUAUCAAGGAUUAAUUGAUUUCUAGCCCUUGCAUUAGCUUUACUAGAUAUAUUUAUGGAGAUGAGAAAUAAAACCCAGCUGAGCUUUUGAUGUUGUUACGGAAAGGCCGAAGCUGAUCGGUUGGUUCUUGUCACAUGACCUGCGGUGCACUUGAGGCAUUCUGAAAAGCAUAUAGGCGCGUCUGGAAACAUUUGAAAUAACGCGCCUACAUAAUAACGAACUUGCGUGUGCAAAAGACGCAAUAUGUGAACUCUAACCCAGCCGCGAGUCCUAAAGCACUAGAUACAGCUAAUAUUAGCAAUAGCAGCGUCUCACAUUCAGGUACAAAAACAGUUACAGACUACUGGUUAUAGCCUAAAUGUGGCAAGAAUAAAAGGUAAAAACGUUAUUUUCUCUCCAUAAAAAAAUAUUGGAAUCAGAAUCGAGAAUCGAUAAGAACCGGAUUCGAUAAGCAGAAUCGGAACCAUUAAAAUUAAAACGAUACCCAACCCUAGUCAUUACAUUACGUCUGUAUACAUAAAGAAGGAGUCCCCACACCAAUGUGGUGACUGACAGCAAACAUUAGAUUCCUCCGAUGCACAACCCACGUAAAGAUGUUAAUUCCGCAAAUAAUUGCAAUUGCAGGUUUUAAACAGAGAUGGCGACAAAGAGGCAAAACUUACGGACUGCAGCUUUAAAUCCGAUAGAAAAUCUGUGGAUGGACUUGAAGAGAGCAGUCCAUUCAUCAUGGAAUUUGACUGAACUUGAGCAAUUCAGUAAGGAAGAAUGGGCAAAUAUUCCCCAACCUAUGUUUACAAACCUAGUACAGACAUAUCCAAAAAGAUUAAUGGCUGUAAUUAAAGCAAAAGGUGGCUUUAAUACGGAGUAUUAAAUCAGGGGACUGAUGACUUUUCCAACCCUGUUAUUCUAAUUUUUCAGGGUUUUUUUUUUUUUUUAAUUAAUUUUCAGAACUGUUGCCUUUUUCUUUUCUUUUCUGUUGUUGUAUAUAAUAUUUAUAUUCCUUUGGCAGAUUUGUUUCAGUUGUAGCAUGCAGGUUCUAUGCUUCUCUAUAGUGGAGACUGAGAAACAUCACAGGUGUGAUUCUAGUAUUGUAUAAUGCCACCUUCAAUGUCUCAUUGGAAGAGUUACACUGUAAACAAUCUCCUGUAGCAAUUUCAGUGUAAAAUACACUAACUUUAGAGACACUUAAAAUGAAAAGGUCAAAUGAACCUAUCAGAUAUCCUUCUCCCAUAACUCCCAUGAAUAUGCUACAACUCUGAUGCUCCGUUCUCUAUUGAAAACCCAACAAUGCUGAGGCAAAUGCAACCUAUCAGUGACCCAGAUAAGUGUGAUUUACAGGGUGGGAUUUUGAGUUGUCUGCCAUCAGCCCCCACUCCCAAACUAAAUGAAAUAGAUACGCUGUUCUUUCUUCCUUUCUUUAUUGACCCUUUGGCCAUUUUUUUUUUACAUAUACUUUUUUUUUUUUUUUGCUGUUGUAAUGAGGUUAAUACAAAUGCAAAAUGCAUUCUGAUGUUGUUUACAAAACAUUUAAUUAGACUUCUGAACUAAAAUACACCAUGACACACUUUUGUUUGCUCUGACAGUUAAAUUGUGGUUACACACAGAAAAAGUUCAUAUGGCACCAUGAUACUGUAGCUGCUUAACCGGAAUCUCAUUAUCAGAUCUGGCUUAUGAGUACCAGUCUGAGUACAAGUGCAGCUCUUUUUCUAGCUUAUGUCCUUUCCCAAAGUGAUGCCUUUUCCAUGAUUUAAAUAAAAGGAGGAAAAAAAAAGUACAGUACCAUUAUAAAGUUUGGGGUCGGGAAGAUAUUUUAAUGUUUUUGAAAGAAGUCUGUUAUGCUCACCAAGGCUGCUUUAAUUUGAUCAAAAAUACAAUAAAAAGAGUAAUAUUGUGAAAUAUUAUUACAAUUUCAAAUAACCAUUUUCUAUUUAAAAAAAUGUAAAUGUAAUUUAUUGCUGUGAUGGCAAAUCUGAAUUUUCAGCAUCAUUGCUCCAGUUUUCAAUGUCACACGAUCCUUCAGAAAUCAUUUCUAAUAUGCUGAUUAAGUGCUCAAAAAACAUUUCUUAUUAAUAUCAAUGUUGAAAACAGUUGC